AUGAACAAAAGUCUACCACCACCACUCUCUACCAAGAAUUAUCAACCUGUUCUCUGUGAACCCAGUCAAAAUCCAACAUUAAUCAUUGACAAUGGUUCUUCCAAUUCCAGAGUUGGUUUCUCAUUUGAAGACAUUCCUGGUUCUGUAUUUCCUACAGUGUUUGGCAGAGUAGGAGGUAGACCGAUUUAUAUAGGACCAGGUAUCGCUAGGGAAGGAUAUGUUGGCCAUGAAGCAUUGUCCAAAAGGGGAAUUGCUUCAUUGAAAUAUCCUAUUAAGAGAGGAAUUGUAACUGAUUGGCAAUUUAUGGAAAAGAUAUGGAGCCAUAAUCUUAUUUUGGAAAUGAACAUUGCUAUGGAGGAGCAUUGUGUUUUAUUGACAGAAACUCCAUUGAAUCCAACAGCAAAUCGUGAAAAGAUGUGCCAAUUAAUGUUCGAAAGGUUUCGUGUACCAGCAAUGUGUGUUGCUGUUCAAGCUGUGUUGUCUUUGUUCGCUUCAGGUAGAAGUAGUGGAAUAGUGUUAGAUUCAGGAGGUGGAGUUUCAAAUGUUGUUCCAGUUUAUGAAGGUCUUGCCUUGCCACAUGCCAUUUCUAGACAAGAAUUGGCAGGUAGCGAUGUGACUGAUCAUUUGAUGACAUUGUUGAUGGAUCGUGGUUAUAGUUUUAUAAGUGCUGAACGAGAUAUUGUGAAUGAUAUUAAGGAAAAGAUGUGUUUUGUAGCUUUAGAUUGUGAUUCUGAAAAGAAAUUAUUCGAAAGUUCGAUUCCAACAGCAGAUUCCUCAUAUGAGUUGCCUGAUGGAAAUGUUAUCAAUCUAGGUUGCGAAAGAUUCAUUUGUCCAGAACUGUUAUUCCAACCAAACAUGGUGGAAAUGGAAGAAAUAGGUCUUCAUGAAUCCAUACACAACUCUAUCCGAAAGUGUGACCUCGAUAUUCGAAAGCAAUUGUAUUCCAACAUUCUUCUCGCAGGAGGGUCUACUCAAAUUAAAGGAUUUUCUGAGAGAUUGUUUAAGGAGUUGAAAGAAAUUACUUCUUCCUCUGUGGAAUUCAAUAUUGUCACCCCACCAGAUAGAAAUAAUUCUUCUUGGAUUGGUGGAAGAAUUCUUUCGUCCAUGUCAACUUUUGGAUCAAUGUGCAUGUCCAAAGCCGAAUAUGAAGAGAUUGGACCUGGAAUAGUUCAUAAAAAAUGUUUCUAA
Messenger RNA from Naegleria gruberi, 1188 nucleotides. RefSeq lists its product as uncharacterized. NCBI's taxonomy places the organism in Eukaryota, Heterolobosea, Eutetramitea, Acrasida, Naegleriidae. Bases 1 to 1188 code for a protein of 395 amino acids. The record is from RefSeq and is a predicted model, not a curated record. The transcript has a single exon.